Messenger RNA from Arabidopsis arenosa, 1548 nucleotides. NCBI's taxonomy places the organism in Eukaryota, Viridiplantae, Streptophyta, Magnoliopsida, Brassicales, Brassicaceae. The record is from the annotation of a GenBank genome assembly.
AUUUCUUCUACGCAUUCAAAGAACCUCCAAGUCUCUCUGCUCAAAUUCUAAUCUUGAUUUUGGAUUCCAUUGCUUCUUCUUCCGAUUCGUUGAAUCAUUAAGAAAACAAUGAGUAAUUUCACCAAGAGUUCAUCAUUCAAUAGAAGGGCAUUGAGUUCCUUAGCUAUAGAAAGCCCUAGGAACUCUUCUUCUAGUGUCUUCACUAGUCCCAUUGGCUCAGCUUUCGCUAGCCCGAGAUCACAGAACUUUGGAGGAAGUCCACGCCCGUCUACUAACCGGUUAAAAGAGAUCUCAUAUUUGUUUCAGGUGCUAAUUAUCGCCGGAACUAUUGUGUCGUUUCUUGUUAUCAUCGCUGGGGGUUAUUUGUAUGUUGUUCCUAGCCUCGGUCAAACGUUCUUGGGUUACAAUGGGGCAUUGGAGUUUAACAGCUCUGUUGCGGGUGAUAGGGAAUGUGACAUAUUCGAUGGGAAUUGGGUUGUUGAUGAUAACUACCCGUUAUAUAACGCUUCGGAGUGUCCAUUUGUAGAGAAAGGAUUCAAUUGCUUAGGGAACGGGCGUGAACACGACGAGUAUUUAAAGUGGAGGUGGAAGCCUAAGCAUUGUACUGUUCCAAGAUUUGAAGUGCGUGACGUAUUGGAGAGAUUAAGAGGUAAAAGGAUAGUUUUUGUUGGAGAUUCGAUGAGUAGAACGCAGUGGGAGUCUUUGAUAUGUAUGUUAAUGACAGGGUUGGAAGAUAAAAGGAGUGUUUAUGAAGUCAAUGGGAACAAUAUAACAAAAAGGAUACGGUUUUUGGGUGUGAGGUUUAGUUCCUUUAAUUUUACAGUUGAGUUCUACCGAUCGGUUUUCUUAGUUCAGCCUGGGAGGCUGCGUUGGCACGCACCAAAACGUGUAAAGUCAACGUUAAAAUUAGACGUUUUAGAUGUUAUUAACCACGAAUGGAGCUCAGCGGAUUUUCUCAUAUUCAAUACUGGUCAAUGGUGGGUGCCUGGGAAGCUUUUUGAAACUGGUUGUUACUUUCAGGUUGGAAAUUCAUUGAGGCUCGGAAUGUCAAUUCCUGCAGCGUAUAGAGUAGCAUUAGAGACAUGGGCAUCAUGGAUAGAGAAUACAAUAGAUCCAAACAAAACCCGGGUUUUGUUUCGUACAUUUGAGCCAUCGCAUUGGAGCGAUCAUAGAUCAUGCAAUGUGACAAAGUAUCCAGCCCCAGAUACUGAAGGAAGAGACAAAAGCAUAUUCUCUGAAAUGAUCAAAGAAGUAGUUAAGAACAUGACAAUUCCGGUAUCAAUAUUGGAUGUAACUUCGAUGUCAGCGUUUAGAAGCGAUGGUCAUGUCGGUUUAUGGAGCGAUAAUCCUUUGGUACCUGAUUGUAGUCAUUGGUGUCUACCUGGAGUACCUGAUAUCUGGAAUGAGAUCUUGCUCUUCUUCCUCUUUAGACAACAAGUAAAAACUUAACUUUAUUUCUAUCUCAUUUACUAUCACAACAGUAUCAGUAUCCUCUUAUGUCUGAAAAUUUUACUUAAUUUGUAGGUUCAGUAAAAGUGGAUAAUUGCA